CUAAUACCGAAUAAAAGCACAGAGUGGCGUACCAAUAAUUUAAUAUCAGUUAGUGAUUCCCGCAUAAUGUCAGUGUAAAUAUCCACCGUCCCGGGCGUGCCUCAGAGUGUGAAUUUUAAACAGCUAUUGUUUAUCCCUACCAGCUGCCGAUGAAUCGACCUUUCCACCUGACAUUUUAUGAUACACUCAGAGAGAAGACUCAAUCACACUUGAAUUAUUCAUAGGUUGAUUGAGCGUAUUGUUCCUACGCCUUAUAUAUUUGGCAGUGCAAAUUCACUUCAGUUAGUUUCAAGCAAGUGCAUACAACGGUCGCAUGUAUUUUUUGUGAAUACUGAAAGCUUUCGAAUCCAAGCAACUAGCGUGCGACAGCUGACUGACUUCGGACAGAGUUCACAGAUAAUUCGUUUCCUGCUGAAGUGAAGAAAGUUUUCAAAGAUUUUAAAGAUGUCAGAGACGGACGACCAGCACAUAAAGCGACCUAUGAACGCCUUCAUGGUGUGGUCUCGCACAGAGAGGCGAAAGCUCGCGCUCAAAUACCCCAACAUGCUGAACUGCGAGAUAAGUAAACUCCUGGGUGCGGAAUGGAGCCGGCUCAGCGAAGAGGAAAAACGGCCGUUCGUAACAGAAGCCAAACGCCUCCGCACAAUCCACAACCAGAAGUACCCUGACUACUCAUACAAACCACGAAGACGCAAAAGCAAGACAGUCAAGUCCAAGGAUGUGUACUCCACGUUUGGUUACGCGCCCCCGACAGAGUCCCUCGCUAGCGGCUACUCGCUGCCCAUGCACCACUAUCUGACGCCGCACGUCCCGCCGCCGUAUACAGAAACAUUCAUGAUGCCCAUGGUAAGCCCUCCGACUUCAACAGUCUCCAAGAGGCCCAGCUAUCUCCCGGGAAGCUUUUCGUUGCCACCACAGAGCAGGCCAGAGUACCAUGUACCACUGACUCUCGUUCCCCAAAACCCUGGCUACCAGAACGCAACAAACGACCGAAUGAGCCCGUACUGUAAGUCACUUUACGGACAAUGCGCUCAGCUACCGUCCAACAUGCCCAGAUAAAGACAAUUAGAACUGUGCUAAGCACUUUUCUCUUAGAACACUUCACAAGAUGUUUUGAGAAUUGUUUAUGGAUUUGUAAAGUUUGUGCGUAGAAGUAGAAGUUUAGUUUUAAGUUUAAGAGCGGAAACCUUGCAAGUUCAUCCAUAAGUCGGUUAUAACAAUUUCGAGAUUGUUUGACUUUGUACAAACUACAAGCGUUCAUUUCGUUGCUAAUAUUCAAGCAACACAAAUGCCAAAAAAAAAAAACACGUUGUUUUCAAUUUUCCAGUGAGAGAUAGCUGAAAUAUAAUCACUAAAGAAUCUAGCUGUGUAGGUAACUCAAUUCAUGUAAAGUAACAAUUAGAUAACUGGAGUGAAAUAAUAAAAUAAGACACACGAUA
This is a messenger RNA of Nematostella vectensis (starlet sea anemone), 1439 nucleotides long. Its product is annotated as transcription factor sox-3. Gene Ontology annotation, molecular function: DNA-binding transcription factor activity, RNA polymerase II-specific; RNA polymerase II cis-regulatory region sequence-specific DNA binding. The record is from RefSeq and is a predicted model, not a curated record. The transcript has a single exon. Lineage: Eukaryota; Metazoa; Cnidaria; Anthozoa; Actiniaria; Edwardsiidae. The coding region runs from base 445 to 1059 and encodes 204 amino acids. Gene Ontology annotation, biological process: regulation of DNA-templated transcription; cell differentiation; anatomical structure morphogenesis.